CGGGGUGAACUGCAGGGGUUAUCAGGGAAAGGAAAUCAUUUACCAAGGGAUUCCAGCAUGCCCGAGGCUUCCUCCUGUAGGGAGCUCUGAACAGCCUGGGAAAUCCCAGCCUGCAGGUGCAGCUGCUCUCUGGAAUGACUUGUGCCUGAAUGAAUGAGCAGAGUGAGGGGAAGAGAGCGUUCCCUGAGGCUGUGGGACUGUCAGUUGCACAGAUCCAAGUUCCUAACACUUACCAGUGGCUUCCUGCACUGCUGCCAGAGCUCUGAGCACAGGGAGCUUGACUCCUCGGAUAAAGGGGUUUAGUUCACCUGAUUUUAACAGAUGACUUCUAUCCUGUGUUAAUAUAUGAAUAUACAGGGUUAUAUAGUAAUAUAGUCAUAUACAGAGUGUGCUCUGGCAUGAUUUUAAACUGGUUGUUUUGCAGAGAAAAUAAUUCCAAUUGUAUUUGUAAAUAAUGUUAAACUAAAAAGCAGUUAAUUUUUGUUAAACCUGAGGGGAAGGUUCUUUAGAAAUAGAAACACCUUUGCCCAGCUAACUGAAAACCAGGUCCUGUGGAUAUUAAUAUUGGGGAGAUGAUUAUUAGAGUAAAAAAUAACAGUGAAGAGAAGGGUUAUUUUAAUAGAUCUUAUGCACUAAAAAAUUGUAACAAACUUUAGAACUUCUUUGUAAUUAAUUUUUAAUUUUUUUCUCAGUGCUCUGUUGGUAUUUUCCCUGUUUGGAAACAAUUCCUACAAUGGUGAUGAGUUUAUUUCAAGCAAAGCCAAGCAAAGUUUGUUUUCAUUGUAUUAAUGAAGCUGGAGUGAGUGGCAUUGAAUUUUAGAUACUAUCUAAAUGCAAAGUUAAUGUAAAUAAUUAUGCAGUGGUUUCUGCUUUCGUUGAAGUGGUAGGAGCCCAUUCUGUGUGGAAAAAGGAAAGUACUGUUGCCAUAAAAUGGACAAAAAUGGCCAUAAAAUGAUAAAGAUCAGUGCUCCCCAGUAACCCUUUCAGUACCACUGCCCUCCCUCAGAGACUGGAGCAGGAACAGAAGCAGAAUGUUCCUUUUGCAGGCAGAGAGGUUUGUUUGUUAAUCUCCAUGAGAACCCCAAUGGAUGUGCCAAUGCCUCUCUGUCAGCUCGUGUGCCUCACCUUUCUGUCUACAGCUGUUUGCAGCCUGCCUGAAAGAAAGGGGCUUCCUUACAACCUCCAGAUGGACUCCCACAAUUUCCAGCACAUUUUGUCCUGGCAGGCAGAACAUGACCCAGCUGUGCCAGCCUCCUACAACGUGCUCUACAAAGACCACAGGAGCCAGGACUGGAUGAGUGCUCAGCAGUGUUCAGGCAUUGCCCAGCUCUCCUGUGAGCUGACAGAGGAGUUCAAGGCCAUGUCUGCUGAGUAUUCUGUAUUUGUUCAGAGCAUUGGAGGAGCUCAGGUGCUCAAUUCUUCUCUGCUGCGUUUUGUGCCAUUCACUGAGACAAUUCUGGGCCCACCAGAAGUGAAUAUCACUUCCUGUCUAAACUGCCUCAACGUCACCAUAAAGCUGCCAGCCUCUCACUUUAGAGACAAGGGAAAGCUGCUGUCUUUAAUUGAUAUCUAUGAGGAGCUGGAUUAUGAUAUCACCCUGAAAUCACAGGAUGGAGAGCAUAAGAGGCCACGGCAGAGAACCACUGAAGAGGUGUUCAGUAUUGCCAUUGAGGAAUUGUAUCCCAGCAGGAAUUACUGCCUGUCCGUGGGGGUCACUGCAUCCCUGAACAAGAACUCUGUCCCCUCCCCCUGGAAAUGUGUCACUGCAGACUCAGAGGCUCAGCAGGGGUAUCAGGAAGCUGCAGUGGCAGGUGCUGUCUGUGUUUCACUGAUCAUUGCUGCCAUCCUGAAGUGUGUGCAUGCAGCAGGCUUUAUUUUCCCAAAGUUUUCCCUUCCUCAGACCUUGGCAUUCAUCAGGAAGUUGGCCUACUCCCCCUGGGUGUCUGAGUCAGAAACAGUGGCCUCAGUGGAGAUCAUCCCCAGAGAGGUGAAAAGCAAGGCCAGGGUCUGCAGAGGCAGUGCCAGUGAUGACAGUGACAGUGACAGCAGUGACAGUGAUGGCAGUGCCCUGUGUGACCACGACUACACCAGGCGGGACAGGCUGGGCAGGGCCAGUGUGCCCCGGGGCUGUGACACCCCCAGCAGCCUGGGGCAGUACUCAGUGAGCAGCACCUGUGAGCACAGCAGCAGCCAGGCUGGGGACACGCCAGCUGCUGAGCCACAGGAGCCCCAGGGACACCAGGGCCACCCUGAAGGGGACAGAGGCACGAGGAGCGAGUUGCUGAGCCCUCUGUGUGGGGACAGCUGUGAGCCCCAGGGGGGCAGCGAGUGCUUCACCAUCAGCCUGCACACGGUGCUGCUGGGCACCCUGGAGCAGGAUGGGCACGGCUCUGCAGCUGCUGCCCCAGCCCAGCAGGACACAGGGGACUGGCACUGUGCCCGUGCUCUGGAGGCAAAGCUGCUGCAGGACACGGGAAGUGGGCAGGAGGAAGCACCUUGUUCUCAUGACUUCCGGGAGUGGCAAAACUCCUCCUCCUCCUCCUCCUCCUCCUCUGGGGAAAGUGACUCUUUGGACUCGGACACAGAGCAAGUAACGGGGUACAUGAGGAGAUGAAGGAGGGAGAGCUGCUUUUACUUUAUAACAUAGCAAUCAGUGUUGUCCAACUCUUGUUUCUGGACUGAAUGCACAGAUCUUGUCCUUUCAUUAACAUCCUGUGAGAGGGGGCUCCUACAGAGAGAGCUGGGGCUGUUUGUCUCGAGAAGGAUCCAGAGAGACUUAGAGCUCCUUCUGUGCCCAGAGGGGCUCCAAAGGAGGGGCUGUGGGCAAGGGCUGGAGGGACAGGACAAGAGGGAAUGGCUUCAAACUGGCAGAGGGCAGUUUUGGAUUAGAAAUUGUUCCCUGUGAGGGUGGGGAGAGACAAUUCCCAAGGCCUGGAGGGACAGGAGCCAGGGAAUGGCUCCCAGUGCCAGAGGGUAGGGCUGGAUGGGACCUUGGCAAUGAGGAAUUGUUCCCUGGCAGGGUGGGCAGGGCUGGGAUGGAAUUCCCAGAGCAGCUGGGGCUGCCCCUGGAUCCCUGGCAGUGCCCAAGGCCAGGCUGGACACUGGGGCUGGAGCAGCCUGGAACAGUGGAAGGCUGGUCUCCCAACCAGACCACUUUUACAAUUUUUUAAUUCUUUAUCUCUGUUACUGGAUUUUUGUGAAACCUGUUCGGCUGGCUGGAUACUGUAUUUGUGCAGAGAACACUGAUCAAGUGGAAUAAUGGGGGCAGACAGGAACACUCAGCUGGCAAAAGAGUGGAUCUAGGCAUUAAUACACUUAUUGAAUUUAUUUUUGUAUAAUUUUGUAUAAUUACUGAUUCAUAUUAAAAUAUUUUUAUGACAUUUAAAAUACAAAUGAGCAAUUUAAAA
Molecule: messenger RNA, 3407 nt
Organism: Haemorhous mexicanus (house finch)
Lineage: Eukaryota; Metazoa; Chordata; Aves; Passeriformes; Fringillidae
Gene: IFNAR2
Product: interferon alpha and beta receptor subunit 2
Exons: 9
Coding region: 1073-2614 (513 amino acids)
Molecular function (GO): protein binding; interleukin-22 receptor activity
Source: RefSeq, a predicted model, not a curated record